This is a messenger RNA of Osmerus eperlanus (European smelt), 1512 nucleotides long. It is a transcript of the gene olah, whose product is annotated as oleoyl-ACP hydrolase. The record is from RefSeq and is a predicted model, not a curated record. The transcript is spliced from 7 exons. Gene Ontology annotation, biological process: lipid biosynthetic process. Lineage: Eukaryota; Metazoa; Chordata; Actinopteri; Osmeriformes; Osmeridae. The coding region runs from base 386 to 1150 and encodes 254 amino acids.
UUUGCUAUUAUUUUGAAGGGAUAUUGAACUUUUGGCCGCAAAUCCAUUUUCGCUCUACCCGAACGGCCAAAUCCAACAGGAAAGAAAAGUCAACUGGCCUAAUAGAUCCGUGUCAGUGUUAUGAAGUCGUAGCUUACUAUUGUCAAAUGUGGUUGCUUACCUACAUUUGUAGAUUAUAAAAAAUAAUCAAGGGUAUGUAAAUGUUCAUAAAUGAUUCAGAAUAGGACAUUUAUCAACACUUCUAGAAGUACCACACUCCCAUCUACAGAUGGCCCAUCGGCCGAUCUGACAGUGCGCAGAAUAAUCAAAUUUCAACGAGGAAGAUGACCCGGAAGCUUGCCAGUAUCAAACUUCUGGUGAUAGUCAACCAGCAACUGUGAGAAAAAUGGACAAGGUGACUAACUGUUUCAGUAAAAAACCAGAAGCAGUGGCCAGGUUGAUCUGUUUCCCGUGGGCGGGAGGCGGCUCCAUCCAUUAUGCACGCUGGGGGCUCAAACUGAACAGCUCCAUUGAAGUGUUUUCAGUGACACUUCCUGGUAGGGAGGACCGAAACAAUGAGGCGUUCUUUCAGAACAUGCAGCAGAUUGUGGAUGAAGUCAUCACCGUGUUGCUUCCUGUGCUGAGGGAGAAGCCAUUUGCCCUAUUUGGCCACAGUUUUGGUGCCACGGUCAGUUUUGCUGUAGCAGAGACCCUAAAGAGAGUUCACAAUCUGGAACCAGUUCACAUCUUCCUGUCUGGUGCCUCUGCCCCAUAUUCCGAGGCUCGUAUCAACGCCCCAAAGAGAAGUGAUCUUUCAGACGGGGACUUCAUCCACUGGAUGAUGAUUGUGGGCGGGACUCCUCCUGAGCUGCUGGCUAACACUGAGAUGCUCAAACACUUCCUGCUUCCUCUGAAGGCCGACCUGCGCCUGCUGGACACCUACAGGUGCGACAGGCCUGCCAGCCCUCUCCUCUCUUGUCCAAUCACAUGCUUCGAUGGGAAGCAGGAUACUCCCCAUGACUUACAAGCUUGGAAAGAAAUAUCAUCUGGAGAUUUUAUGGUGAAAAUGUUUGAGGGAGGUCAUUUUUACCUGAAACUCCCAGAAAAUGAGAAAGUUAUUUUGGACCUCAUCACACAGCACCUGGAGACCUCAGAAAUGGACUACUUGUAAUUCUAAAUUUUUAAAGUCAUUUAUAAAAGUUUAAACUCAGUGUGUACAGUACUGCAACCAGUUUUGUGCUCGUAUAACAUCAUUAUUGUUCUGCAUCAGGCCCAAAUGUUCUUUCACAAACACAACUAUCAUUCCUUUUCCAUGUCUGAGGGAAGUGAACUGGGAUAUAUCCCAGAUGUAUUUAGUAUUCAGCAAGUGCUAUAAGUUUCUGUUUCACAGUACUGUUCUGUAAUACAGUACUGUACUUACUUAUAUAAAGUAGGAAUAAUGGGUAUUGUUGGAAAUGUUAAUGUAAAUUUUUUUUUUAAUUGAUAGAAUUUUUAUUGGUGAAUAAAUAAAGAAAUGCUCUAUCAUAAAAUAUA